AUGGCUCACUAUAUUACAUUUUUUUGGAUAGUUUUGGUCCUGCUUCUCCAGAAUUCUGUAUUAGCUGAAGAUGGGGAAAUAAGAUCAAGUUGCCGUACUGCUCCAACAGAUUUAGUUUUCAUCUUAGAUGGCUCUUACAGUGUUGGCCCGGAAAACUUUGAAAUAGUGAAAAAGUGGCUUGUCAAUAUCACAAAAAACUUUGACAUAGGACCGAAGUUUAUUCAAGUAGGAGUGGUCCAGUACAGUGACUACCCUGUGCUGGAGAUUCCCCUUGGAAGCUAUGAUUCUGGAGAGAAUCUGAUGGCAGCUAUGAAAUCCAUACACUACUUAGGAGGAAACACAAGGACUGGAAAGGCCAUCCAGUUUGCACUUGAUUACCUUUUUGCCAAGUCUUCACGAUUUCUGACUAAGAUAGCAGUGGUACUUACAGAUGGUAAAUCCCAAGACGAAGUGAAGGAUGCAGCAGAAGCAGCAAGAGACAGUAACAUAAUAUUAUUUGCUAUUGGUGUUGGUUCAGAAACAGAAGAUGCGGAACUUAGAGCUAUUGCCAACAAGCCUUCAUCUACUUAUGUGUUUUAUGUGGAAGACUAUAUUGCAAUAUCCAAAAUAAGAGAAGUGAUGAAGCAGAAACUUUGUGAAGAAUCUGUCUGUCCAACACGAAUUCCAGUGGCAGCUCGCGAUGAGAAAGGAUUUGAUAUUCUUUUAGGUUUGGGUGUGAAGAAAAAGGUUAAGAAGAGAAUCCAGCUUUCACCAACAAAGAUAAAAGGAUAUGAAGUAACAUCAAAAGUUGAUUUAUCAGAAUUAACAAGCAAUGUUUUCCCAGAAGGCCUUCCUCCAUCAUAUGUAUUUGUAUCCACUCAGAGAUUUAAGGUCAAGAAAAUAUGGGAUUUAUGGAGAAUAUUAACCAUCGAUGGAAGGCCACAAAUUGCAGUUACCUUAAAUGGUGUGGACAAAACCUUAUUAUUUACAACAACCAGCAUAAUUAAUGGCUCACAAGUGGCCACCUUUGCUGACACUCGAGUUAAGACAUUAUUUGAUGAAGGCUGGCAUCAGAUUCGUCUCUUAGUGACGGAGCAAGAUGUAACUCUGUAUAUCGAUGAUCAACAAAUUGAAAGCAAGCCCCUACAUCCAGUUCUAGGGAUUUUCAUCAGCGGGCAAACCCAAAUUGGAAAAUAUUCCGGGAAAGAAGAAACUGUUCAGUUUGAUGUCCAAAAGUUGCGAAUCUACUGUGACCCAGAACAGAACAACCGGGAGACGGCUUGUGAGAUUCCUGGAUUUAAUGGAGAGUGCCUUAAUGGUCCCAGUGAUGUAGGCUCAACUCCAGCUCCUUGUAUUUGUCCUCCAGGAAAACCAGGACUACAAGGCCCCAAAGGUGACCCUGGACUGCCUGGGAACCCUGGCUACCCUGGACAGCCUGGUCAAGAUGGUAAGCCUGGAUAUCAGGGAAUUGCAGGAUCACCAGGUGUUCCAGGAUCUUCAGGAAUACAAGGGGCCCGUGGACCACCAGGUCACAAAGGAGAACCGGGGAGAGAUGGUGAAAAGGGUGACCGUGGACUUCCUGGUUUUCCUGGGCUCCAUGGGAUACCAGGAUCAAAGGGUGAAAUGGGCCCUAAAGGAGAUAAAGGAUCACCUGGAUUUUAUGGGAAAAAGGGUGCAAAAGGCGAGAAGGGGAUUGCUGGUUUUCCUGGCCUUCCUGGACGUGCUGGAGAACCUGGAAGACAUGGAAAGGAUGGAUUAAUGGGAAGUCCUGGUGUCAAGGGAGAAGUGGGACCGCCAGGAGCGCCAGGGCAGGAUGGACCACAAGGAGAGCCUGGAAUCCCAGGAUUUCCUGGAAGCCAAGGAUUAAUGGGCCAAAAGGGAGAAAUUGGAUCUCCAGGACCACUAGGAAAAAAAGGAGCCCCAGGGAUGCCUGGUUUAACGGGAAGCAAUGGUUCACCGGGUCAGCCUGGAACACCAGGAUCUAAGGGGAGCAAAGGUGAACCUGGACUUCAAGGGAUGACAGGGGCUUCUGGGCUCAAGGGAGAACCAGGAGGAAUGGGUCCCCCAGGAGAACCAGGAUACAUGGGUUUACCUGGGAUGCAAGGAAAAAAGGGGGACAAAGGCUAUCAAGGUGAAAAAGGUGUUCAGGGUCAAAAGGGAGAAAAUGGAAGACAAGGAAUUCCAGGGCAGCAGGGAAUUCAAGGCCAUCCUGGUGCAAAAGGAGAGAGAGGUGACAAGGGGGAACCUGGUGUCAGAGGUGCCACUGGACCAAAAGGAGAAUCUGGAUUGGAUGGUCUGAGGGGGUCUGAGGGUCCCAAGGGACAACCUGGGGAAACAGGGCCUCAGGGACCUCCAGGAUUGGAUGGGAAGCCUGGAAGAGAAUUUUCAGAGCAGUUUAUUCGACAAGUUUGCACUGAUGUAUUAAGAGCCCAGCUACCCGUCUUACUUCAGAGUGAAAGAAUUCAACAUUGUGAUCAUUGCCAGUACCAACGUGGUUCCCCUGGUAACCCUGGGCCACCUGGUCCCAUAGGCCCAGAAGGUCCCCGAGGAUUUCCUGGUUUGCCAGGAAGAGAUGGUGUUCCUGGUUUAACAGGUGCCCCUGGACGCCCAGGUGCCAGAGGAUUAAAAGGUUUACCAGGGAGGAACGGGGCAAAGGGUGUCCAAGGGUUCGGGCAUCCUGGAGAACAGGGUCCCCCUGGUCCCCCAGGUCCAGAGGGCCCUCCUGGAAUAAGCAAAGAAGGUCCUCCAGGAGACCCAGGUGUUCCUGGCAAAGAUGGAAAUCAUGGAACCCCUGGAAUCCAAGGGCAACCAGGUCCCCCUGGAAUCUGCGAUCCAUCGCUGUGUUUUAGUGCAAUUGUCAGAAGAGAUCCGUUUAGAAAAGGACCAAACUAUUAG
Molecule: messenger RNA, 2874 nt
Organism: Cynocephalus volans (Philippine flying lemur)
Lineage: Eukaryota; Metazoa; Chordata; Mammalia; Dermoptera; Cynocephalidae
Gene: COL21A1
Product: collagen type XXI alpha 1 chain
Exons: 29
Coding region: 1-2874 (957 amino acids)
Source: RefSeq, a predicted model, not a curated record